Messenger RNA from Platichthys flesus (European flounder), 3946 nucleotides. RefSeq names its product neuroglobin (gene ngb). The record is from RefSeq and is a predicted model, not a curated record. Gene Ontology annotation, molecular function: heme binding; oxygen binding. Lineage: Eukaryota; Metazoa; Chordata; Actinopteri; Pleuronectiformes; Pleuronectidae. The coding region runs from base 1098 to 1577 and encodes 159 amino acids. The transcript has 5 exons.
CCCCCGGUGUACAACCUGUUAGAUAAUAUCCAACCUGAAUGCAUGAAAUCGCGAGGCAGCAGACGCCUGCAACGUCUCUUUAGACAAACUGCAGAGCGUCGGAUGAGUGUGGAGGCUGAGAGCGAGGGAACAUACACAUCUCAUUUAGAUUAAUGAGAGGCUGUGCACUUGGCCGCCGAAUGUUAUGAUCACGCUGUUUGAGGAGUGGCUUUUCUAACCGGAUGAACAAUAUAAUUUCGCGAAGGUGGCGCGUUCAGGUCUCUUAUUAUUUCAGCCACUGUGCAAUAUUAAAAUUCCCACACAUUUAAUUCUCUAAAUACAUGGUUUGCAAAUGUAGGAAGGCGAGGACACACCCUGGAGUAAAUGGUAUGGGCCUCAAAUGGACUUCACCUACCUGAAAACAUGGGCAAAUUACACUGUGUGAAAUGCUCAUGUUUUCUGGUUAUUUUGUUGGUUAUUUUAAUUGACGGUUUGUUAGAAUUCACUUGAUCAUACAGUAAGAGGGCAAAGGCCAAGUAUUUGCUGAAGUGCAGUUUAUGUUGUGAGUGCAGAGUUGUCUGUUGAGUCUGUGCGUGCGUUUUAGUCCUUGCUUCACCUGCAGGAGGAGCUGUGGCUCGCUGCAGCCUCUCUGGAGCAGAAGAGAGAGAUCCCUCUCUUUCUCCUUCAGUGGCAUGAAUAAUAUCCCCAGUGCUGGAGAGAGAGCACAUCAAGAGGCAAACGGCAAAGGGAAAGAGAGAUAGCAGCCAGCGUGACAGAUUAGAGCGUGGCAGAACUUGUCUCCCUGACUGACUGCACCGUAGGAGAGAGAGCAAGUGCACCAGAGUGACAGGCUAUAGGCUUCUGCCUGCACACACACACACACAUACACACACACACGCACACAGACACACACACACAAAUCUACAGACCCCUCAGCUCAGCUGCACCAGAAGAAGUUCAGAGAGAAGACUGACCUCAAGAAGGUGGUUCGGGGGAAGUUUUGGAUUCACUCGACUGUUAUGGCUUUCCUCACACUGAGGCUUCUCGUCCUGUAGAGGAUUCCUGUGCGUCUCCAGUCGCGAAGCAGAAGUCGUCUCGUGCUGUCAGCCUGAGGGAGGAUGGAGAAGCUGUCAGAAAAGGACAAGGAGCUGAUACGAGGCAGCUGGGAGAGCCUGGGAAAAAACAAAGUUCCUCAUGGUGUCAUCAUGUUUUCCAGACUGUUUGAGCUGGACCCCGCGCUCCCAAGUCUUUUCCACUACAACACAAACUGUGGCUCCACACAAGACUGCCUCUCCAGCCCCGAGUUCCUGGAACAUGUCACCAAGGUGAUGCUUGUGAUCGAUGCAGCGGUCAGCCACCUGGACGACCUUCACACCUUGGAGGACUUUCUGCUCAACCUCGGCAGGAAGCACCAGGCGGUGGGAGUCAGCACACAGUCAUUUGCUGUGGUGGGUGAGUCCCUUCUCUACAUGCUGCAGUGCAGUCUGGGCCAGGGCUACACGGCGCCGCUGCGUCAAGCCUGGCUCAACAUGUAUAGCAUCGUGGUAGCAGCCAUGAGCCGAGGGUGGGCCAAGAACGGCGAGGACGAGGCCGACUGAGGCGCACAGCGGGAGCUGCCGAGCAGUUGCUCUCAAAUCACUCAACAUGGUUGCCAUGGAAUAAGGUUGUGUAACUUGCAGCAUUGUGGCUUGGGCUGCUGUACAUUUGCUCUGUGAGUGGGGUCGCGUAGUUUAGCGAAUGUAGGGUGUGGUUACACUUUCGGAGCGACCUGUAGCAGAGUUUAUUUUCUUGGCCGUGGAUGUUUAGCUGCCAGGUGAUGCUGUGGGGAUCUGAUCCAGUCCGCUCUGGUUCUCCUGAGGUUGGACCAGUAACCUUAGCUCCUCCCACUGAGAAAAAGGAUCAAACAGUUUCGUCUCUUUGUUUAUAAUGGCUUUGAUAUAUAUAUAUAUACUCAAAUGAUACCGGUGACUGUAGUGGUCUGUGUGCUGUAUCAUAAAAAGAGUUGCACAAUUGUGAAUCAGUAGAUGUUUUAUUUAGGCAUCACACACUACUCAAACUGUGAUGCUUACUGUGGCCAGCACGGCAGCUCUCUAUCUAACUGGAACACAGUGGUACUUACAAAUACACGCUCAAACCUUUGGGACAAAGCAAUGUGAUCUCACAGAAGGAAAUCCUAUCAUCACAGUCAUUACUGUGGUUUUAAUGAAUAUUGCACAUCAUGACACCUCUUUUUAUGUGUGUGACCUUGUUAUCUAACAUUUAACGUAUUGAUUAUAUAAGCAAAGCCCUCUGAGAGCUUUCCUCAGUGAUCUAUGACUGUUAAGGCGUCUGUGUGCACCUUUCUCGAUAUUUUGUGUGUGUGAUGCUCUCUCAUGCAGAGGUUGUGAAUACUACGAUAGGAUUCAGCUGACUGUUAAACUCUAACCUAUAGACUGUUAUUUGACCUUUAGAGUGUAGAUGUAGAGGGCACCGAGGAGGAUGUAUAACAUUGUUGUCCCUUGGCUUUGGGUCUCCAGGUGUUGUUCGUACAAAGUAGUUUUGUUGUACUGUAGUCAAUUAUUUCAGUGAUGAUUAUUUAACUUGUGUUGUCGUGGCUGCAAACAAAAACUGCCUCGGAUUUAGAGGGGAAGAUGAGAAGAGUUACACGUGGUUCUCCGAUACAGGAAGUGAAAUCAGGAGGGACAAUCAGUUCUGCUCCAUGAAACCAAGACAAACUUGGUUUUAUUCCUAAAUCAUUUCUAGAGCCUGACAGAUAUGGAUUUCUGUGGCCGAUGCUGAUACUGAUAUUUAUUAAAAAAAUGACUUUGGCAAUGAUUCUUACGAAAAUUUGUAUCAAACCCUUAUGACAAAAAAAUGUGACUGAGGUUUUAUAUUUUACAGGUAACCAUAAACUUUAUUAUAAAAAGCUAUAAAUAUAUUAAACAAAUACGGCCUAAUAAAUAGGACUUUAAUAAGGAAAUAAACAUAAAUUCAAAUUUGUUUAUUUUGGAUCUUCAGAUAUUGGCAAGUAAAAAUGUUGAUACCCGUAUGACUGUAGUAUUGGCCGAUAUUGGCCUUCCGAUAUAUCAAUCAGUAUUUGAUUUAUUACCCACAGGACAAAAUAAUACAGAGCCACUGUGUGCUGACUCCGUCCAAUAUGUGUGUAUUCCUAUUAUUGCUGCCAUAACACUGUAUACAUCAUCCCCAGCUGGUAUUUACAUUCAUGGUCAUAUCGCCAAGUAACUUAGCAACAGUGCGCCAAGUAUUAGAUAAUAACACCAUACAACUGUAAAUCCAAGCUGCUGAUAUGUGGUUAUUAUCGCUUUAGUCUGAGUUUACAUUUACAAAGUUUAUUUUUAUAUUCUGAAAUGUGUAUGCAGUCCAACUUUGUUGAUCUUCUUUGUUUGUUUGUUUUUUCCAAAUGUGAUGUACCAUAUAUCCUCCAGAAGUAUAACCCUGUGUUGAUUUACCUGUUCGUGAAACCAAUACAAGAAAACAUAAAGGGACAUUUGCUAUAACCAAUAUAAUAGAAAUGUUAUCACCAUCUAAAUGCGUUUUCUGUGGCCUGCAUUUUAUACCUGCAGAGUCUGUUCAGUCUGUAGCCCCAUAGUUAUACUGUUUGUUAACUGAUUGUGUAGGUGGUGUAUUUUUAUAGUGAUUCUUUUCUUAGCAUCAGUCCACAGCCCUGUGCAGGUUGUUAUUCUCCCUGACUGUUUUUUGAAGUAACCUGACGUUAGGUCUUUUUUAGCAGCCAGCCGCUAGAACGUUACAUCCAGAUCUGUGCAUAUUGGGUGUGUUACUGUCUACCUCAUUAAUAUCAGCUGCUACUGAACAGCGAUGACUUCACUUAGUUGUCCUUCAGCGGAAAAAAAUGAUUAUUAGAGUUAACACAAACUCAAUAGGAACUUAAUUGUAACCUGGAUUCCAUGCUACACUCAGAAGAAAAAACAUGUUGUGUCCUCACUUGAGACUAAAUAAAUAAAGUGAU